This is a messenger RNA of Pneumocystis carinii B80, 2186 nucleotides long. RefSeq names its product vacuolar protein sorting-associated protein 1. Gene Ontology annotation, biological process: peroxisome organization. Bases 47 to 2140 code for a protein of 697 amino acids. The record is from RefSeq and is a predicted model, not a curated record. Lineage: Eukaryota; Fungi; Ascomycota; Pneumocystomycetes; Pneumocystales; Pneumocystaceae. Gene Ontology annotation, molecular function: microtubule binding; GTP binding; GTPase activity. Gene Ontology annotation, cellular component: microtubule; peroxisome; cytoplasm. The transcript has 16 exons.
AAAACCACUCAGAACCACUCAGACAUAAUUUGGAGCAAAAUAAGACAUGUCAGGAGAAGCAAACGCUCUUCGCGGCGGAGCAAUGGAUCCUCAGUUAAUCAAGACUAUAAACCGUCUUCAGGAUGCAUUUUCAACGGUUGGUGUUCAGAAUCCAGUCGAUCUUCCACAAAUUACAGUAAUUGGGUCACAAUCUAGUGGGAAAUCGUCAGUACUUGAGAAUAUAGUUGGUAGAGACUUUCUUCCACGGGGUACGGGAAUUGUUACGCGUCGUCCAUUGAUUUUGCAGUUAAUCCAUAGGUUAGCGACGGGAAACAAAGAGAAUCAAGUAGAGGAGGAGGAGAAAAGGGUAGAAGGAGAAGGGAAUAAUAAUGGAGAAGAAUGGGGAGAAUUUCUUCAUCUUCCAGGACAGAAGUUUUUUGAUUUUAAUGAGAUUCGGGAGGAGAUUAUUCGUGAAACAGAGUCGAAAACGGGGACGAAAGGGAUUAGUCCGAUUCCAAUUAAUCUUAGAAUAUAUAGUCCAAAUGUAUUAACGUUAACGCUUGUUGAUUUACCAGGAUUAACGAAAGUUCCAGUGGGUGAUCAACCAAAAGAUAUAGAAAAGCAAAUUAGAGAGAUGAUUUUAAAAUAUAUUAAUAAGCCGAAUGCAAUUAUUCUUGCAGUUACAGCAGCAAAUACAGAUCUUGCGAAUUCAGAUGGAUUAAAAUUGGCACGAGAAGUUGAUCCAGAAGGAACACGAAGUAUUGGUGUUUUAACGAAAAUUGAUCUUAUGGAUAAGGGAACGGAUGUAGUAGAUAUUCUUGCAGGAAGAGUCAUUCCUCUUCGACUCGGGUAUGUUCCAGUGAUUAAUAGAGGACAAAGAGAUAUCGACCAAAAGAAAGCCAUUUCAGCUGCUCUUGAAUAUGAGAGAGAAUACUUUGAAAGUCAUCCUUCAUAUCGUUCUAAAGUUCAGUAUUGCGGUACACCGUUUCUUGCUAGAAAACUUAAUAUUAUUCUUAUGCAUCAUAUUCGUAAUACCUUACCAGAAAUUAAAGCUAAAAUCUCUUCAGCCCUUACAAAAUAUCAAACAGAACUUGUACAAUUAGGUGAUUCUCUCCUUGGAAAUAGUGCAAACAUUGUACUUAAUAUUAUUACUGAAUUUUGCAAUGAAUAUAGAACAAUCCUCGAAGGGAAUAGUCAAGAUCUUUCUACUCUUGAACUUUCUGGAGGAGCUAGAAUUAGUUUUGUCUUUCAUGAACUUUAUGCAAACGGUGUUAAAGCUAUCGAUCCUUUUGACCAGAUCAAAGAUACUGAUAUUAGAACGAUUUUAUAUAAUUCAUCAGGUUCAUCACCUGCUCUAUUUGUUGGAACAGCUGCUUUUGAAGUAAUUGUAAAACAACAAAUACGAAGACUUGAAGAACCUAGCAUUAAAUGUAUUAAUCUGAUAUAUGAUGAGUUAGUACGCAUAUUGACACAAUUACUUGGAAAGCAGUUAUUUAAACGAUAUCCUUUAUUAAGAGAAAGAUUUUAUCAGGUUGUCAUUAAUUUUUUUAAAAAAGCUAUGCAGCCAACACACAAACUUGUACAAGAUUUGAUUUCAAUGGAAUCUUGUUAUAUAAAUACCGCUCAUCCGGAUUUUCUUAAUGGUCACAGGGCUAUGGCCAUUGUAAAUGAUAAAAUUAAUCAAUCAAAACCUGUUCAGCUUGAUCCUAAAACGGGAAAACCAUUACCAGUGACAAAGGAAAAUUCUAUUUCUCAAUCUUUAGAACCAGGAACUGAUAAUGGCGGAUUUUUUGGAAGUUUUUUUGCAUCUAAAAAUAAGAAGAAAAUGGCAGCUAUGGAAGCACCACCUCCUGUUUUAAAAGCAUCAGGUACAUUGUCUGAAAGAGAAACUAUUGAAACAGAAGUAAUAAAACUUCUUAUAAAUUCAUAUUUUAAUAUUGUUCGGCGUACAAUGAUUGAUAUGGUUCCCAAAGCUAUUAUGUACAAUCUAGUUAUAUAUUCAAAAGAAGGAAUGCAAAAAGAAUUACUUGAAAAUCUUUAUAAAGCAGACAUUUUGGAUGAUAUUCUUAAAGAAAGUGAAUAUACUGUUCAAAGAAGAAAAGAGUGUUUACGUAUGGUCGAGAGUUUAACCCAGGCUAGUGAAAUUGUUGCGUCAGUAUAAAAUAGAAUUUCUAGAUCAUCAAUAUUAGUUUUUUUUGGAAAAAAUA